Messenger RNA from Neurospora hispaniola, 989 nucleotides. Its product is annotated as ribosomal protein L6, alpha-beta domain-containing protein. Gene Ontology annotation, biological process: translation. Bases 147 to 914 code for a protein of 255 amino acids. NCBI's taxonomy places the organism in Eukaryota, Fungi, Ascomycota, Sordariomycetes, Sordariales, Sordariaceae. The transcript is spliced from 3 exons. Gene Ontology annotation, cellular component: ribosome; mitochondrial large ribosomal subunit. The record is from RefSeq and is a predicted model, not a curated record. Gene Ontology annotation, molecular function: rRNA binding; structural constituent of ribosome.
CACCACCCAGCCGGCUGCCAUUGACUCGGUGUUGCCCUUGCGACUGCCAGAACCUCCGAACUGGAGCGCCGCGUCUCUUCGCCAAUUCCGGUUCCGCAUCGCGACGACGGCCAGCCACCCCGCCAACGACGACGACGCUCACCACAAUGUUCGCCCCAAGCCGAAGGAGGGUCCUUGAGGCCGUUGCCUCUUCCUCAUCUUCUUCCGUCGUCACACUCCCCGGCUUCCUCGUGCCCGCCUUCCAACAGACUGCCGGUGCCGCCGCCCGGCGCAACUUUUCCGCGACGACAACCCGCCCGUCCAAGCUCGGCCGCACCCCUCUCAGCAUCCCUCCUGGCGUCGAGAUCACCGUUGGCGAGCCCUUUGUCAAGCGCGACAUGACGCAGUGGAAGCAGCAGCCUAAGCGCAAGAUUACGGUGCAGGGCCCGUUGGGACAACUCGAAAUGGACAUUCCCGACUUCAUCAAGAUCGACCACGACGCCGAGGCGAGGAGAGCGACCCUCAGCGUAGCGAACCGGGAUGAGAAGGAGCAGAGAGAGAUGUGGGGAACGACAUGGGCGUACCUCAACCGCUUCAUUAUGGGUGUAUCAGAAGGUCACACGGCCGUGUUGCGCCUGGUCGGUAUCGGUUACAGAGCUACAAUCGACACCCGCCCCGAGAAGGAGGAAUACCCCGGCCAGCAGUUCGUCUGCCUCAAGCUCGGCUUCUCUCACCCCGUCGAGAUGGGCGUCCCCAAGGGCAUGAAGGCCAGCACGCCGCAGCCGACAAGAAUCCUGCUCGAGGGCAUUAACAGAGAGCAGGUCAUGACCUUCGCCGCUGAUAUCAGGAGGUGGCGUGUACCGGAACCGUACAAGGGUAAGGGUAUCUUUGUCAACGGCGAGACCAUCAAGUUGAAGCAGAAGAAGAUCAAAUAGAGGACGCGCGGUGGGUUUUGGUGGUUGAUAUGGUUGUUGAUGAUUAUAAGGGGGGAAUAUUGUACAUUUAGUCUA